AUGUCCCUCUACCGGAGGAAAGGUCGAGGUCAAUAUGACCAGAGCGAGCGAGCCAGCCGCGCUAGUGCCCAGUCUCAGUAUUAUAUGCACAUACCACGAAGUGCCAAUGCUUCUCAGCUUACAGGAUAUCCUCCAGACAUCCAGCAAAGCCUCGACACCGUUCAGGUAUUCGCCGCAGCACGAAUGGCAAAAAAAUGCCAUAAGUGCGGCUCAGGUCUGACGGACGGGUUUUCAGCAAGGAAUUGGAUCCGCAACUGGUCUCAGAGAGCAAAUAAUCGCCCCGAAAACGCCGCUACUUUUUGCUCUGCGACUUGCCCCGAGUGUGGAGUCCUCACCUGCCUUGGUUGCGGCCACAGGCCACGCAGAAACAAGCAGCCUCAUCAAAUUAACGGGUAUUAUGUCGAUUGGUGUUGCCGCGAAGGAAGGAUGUUUGGAAUGUGGGCAUUAUUGGCUAGGUAUGACCAAGUUGAGUUGGAAUUCCAAGCAUCCAGCUCGAAUUCCGAUGGCCCAGGCCUGAGAAGGCGCUUGCCCAGGAGAGGGGCGAGCGACACUCAAGAUUCAAGGGGCAUCGGAUACGCUGACCGUGGUAACUAUAAUCCCUGGGCGAAUUUGUUCCAUGGUGGGCCUGGCGGACCUCCGUCAGCUUUAUCACGCCCCAUCGAGUUCCAUGGCUCGGAUUCAAAGUCUGAUAGGUUUUUAACUGUAACAUUUCACGUGGUGAAAGAACUGACACCAAGCACUGCGAAUAAAGAUUUGUCGCCAGAACUUCGAGGGAUGCUCCAGCUCAGCUUUCUAAUUGACAAGUUGGCGGAACUGUUACGCAACGACUCGUUGGAGGAUAUCACAUCACGCGCAGAAGUUUACACGGCUGCAUUUCAGUUUGUCAAGAAGCUGGGUGCUCAUCCUGAGUUAGUUUCACUUGUCCAAACACUCCGCCACCACAAGCGUCAAACCUCUGGGUUGGAGUCUCUCACUUUGAGAUCAACUGCACACGACCAUGGAGGCAAUCGGGUCUUGAUUCUGGGUGAGACCAUACCUUCAGUGGCUGAAAGACUGCGAAAGCUGGCCAGACAGAGCGAUAUCAUAUUAGGUACGAGGGAGAGUGAGGGUUUGACGUCGAGGGCAGGGAAAAAUAUGCUUGAUAUAUGCGAAGAGAUAACUGACGUCUAUGCAAUCAUUGCCCCGAGGAGAAACCAGACUGUCAACGAUCCUCAGACAGUAGAUAAAUAUGCGGAAUAUCAUCAACAGUAUUGCCUUAUGCGAGAUGAGAGCAUUUUGGAUCAGGGCCAUAAGUUCAACACCCUCGCAUCACGCAUGAUGUACUCACCGCAAGGACGGAUAAAACGAUUGAUGGUGGAACUUGCCAAUAUGGCAACGUCACUUCCAGUGGGAAUAUAUGUUAAAGCAAGCGAGAGUCGCCCAGAUUUGAUGCGGUGUCUUAUCAUGGGACCACCGGACAGCCCGUAUGGGUAUGGUCUCUUUGAUUUCGAUUUGCUGUGCAAAGAAACUUAUCCAAAAGAGCCGCCUAUCAUGGCAUGCCGCACCGCUCAGGAGUGCAGAGGUCAGCUUAAUCCAAAUCUCCACCCAGACGGGAAAGUUUGCCUCUCGCUACUCGGUACAUGGAGGGAAGGAGACGCCGCAGCGCAAUGGCAGCCUGGAAAGUCCACCAUUCUCUCCGUGCUUAUUAGCAUCCAGGCAAUGAUAUUCACAGAAGAUCCAUUCAGGAAUGAACCAGCAAACACUAACAGGGUUGGAAGGAGAGCUGACAGGGAAGCACAGAUGACUAUCCAGAAGAUCCAACCUUUGACUAUUGAAUACGGCAUGCUGGCAUGGUUGGAAAAACAGCAAAGGCUUAACGGAGUAUGGGGUAAUAUCGUCAAGGCGCACUUCAAGCUCAAUAAAGAAAAAAUUCUAACCAAUAUUAACAAAUGGGCGCAGAGCAAUCCGGCCGUUGGUCGAGGAUAUGAAUGGUACAGGAGUGGCGUGUCACCAGUCGAGCGGCUUAGAAGACAACUUGACAGUCUCAGUGGGUUUUCAUAA
Messenger RNA from Coccidioides posadasii C735 delta SOWgp, 2040 nucleotides. RefSeq lists its product as uncharacterized. The record is from RefSeq and is a predicted model, not a curated record. NCBI's taxonomy places the organism in Eukaryota, Fungi, Ascomycota, Eurotiomycetes, Onygenales, Onygenaceae.